UGACGUGUCUCCUGGUAGUUUGCUGUGUACGAGGACAUGCAAUGCAUUUACUGUUUUCAUUACAGAACUUCGCGCUUUGAACCGAAGGAAAUCUGACUAAAAUGCUCUCGCGUGCUUUGAAAGAACAUCAAGCGAAUCAAGCAGUUCAACGGGAAAAACAAGAACACUUAAGACGAGAAGCUGUGGUAGCAUCCUCAAGACUAACAUACAAACUAAUGGACACUCUUAACACUGGUGUAGAACAAGCUUAUGUCAAUCAGCGCAAAUUAGAAACAGAGGCCAAGCAGUUACAAGCUCAUGCAGCAAGAUUUUCUAAACAGACAGUACAAUGGCUUCAGAUGUUGGAGGCUUUCAAUAAGGCUUUAAAGGAACUUGGCGACGUGGAAAACUGGUCAAGAGUAAUAGAGGCUGACAUGACAGCCAUAGCAAGUGCUUUGGAAUACGCUUACAAAGGAGAUGGCCCUAAAGCUUCAUAGUAGUUCAACCUGAGAGCUGUCCCCAACAUAGAGAUAAUAGAAGGUUCCUUAUAACACAGAAAAUGUUAUUUCCUUACACUGUUAAGCUGUAAAU
This is a messenger RNA of Pocillopora damicornis (cauliflower coral), 570 nucleotides long. Its product is annotated as biogenesis of lysosome-related organelles complex 1 subunit 1. The record is from RefSeq and is a predicted model, not a curated record. Gene Ontology annotation, biological process: endosomal transport. NCBI's taxonomy places the organism in Eukaryota, Metazoa, Cnidaria, Anthozoa, Scleractinia, Pocilloporidae. Gene Ontology annotation, cellular component: BLOC-1 complex.